CUCUUUCUCUCUCUUUUUCUCUACCCUCCAAUUCUUUAGUACAACAAAACCUGAUCCAAAAAUUAAAUAAUUCACUCAAUAAUAUAAACUAUGCAAACCAAAUCCAUAUUUCAUCAUUGCAAUGCCCUAAUACAAAUCCCUUCUUUCUUCUUCUUCUGAAAUAUGUCAGUAUAUUUUAAAUAUUUUUUUAUUACAUUCUUGGAUAUCAAUUAGUACUCAUUGAUAGUACUCAUUAAUUGUACUUACAUUAAUAUUUUUCGUAUCACAUUUUUUAUACAAAAUGUUUAUAUAAAAGGCUCUUUAUAGAGGAACAUCACUAUGAACUACUAGUAAGUUGAAAACUGAGAAAAAAGAAACCAAUGCAUUAUUCAAAGGAAGAUAGAUAGAUACUUUCUUCUUCUGCAACACAAAGGGGUCCUCUUCCUCUCACAAAAAAUUUUCUAGGGCUAAAAAAUUAAGUUGAAUUUUCCAAUGUUCCCUUAUAGUUCAAACCCUUAUCCUUCUUUUCUUCCUUCAUCUUCUUCUUCUUCUUCACUCUUUCCUUUUCCUUUUCUUAAUCCUGAAAAUGCUUCUUCAAACAACAAUAACAACACACUUUUUCAUGAUCCAUUUUCUAUUCCUUACAUUCCAACUCAUCUUCAUCAUCCUCAUCCUCAUCAUCAUCUUCAUAACAUUUCAAAUAUUCCAGAAACCCUAACAAAUUUGGCUGUUUCACAAGAGAAUCAUAAUAGUAGUCACAACAAUAAUAACAAUAUUGCGGUUUCGAUGCCAAAACAAGAUCCUUUAAGUCUUGGUGGUGGUUCUCACUAUGGAAUUUCUUGUUUCCUUGCUAAGAAACCCGCAAAAAAAGAUAGGCACAGCAAGAUUUACACUUCUCAAGGUUUGAGAGAUCGUAGGGUUAGGCUUUCGAUCGAGAUCGCUCGAAAGUUUUUCGAUCUUCAAGAGAUGUUAGGGUUUGACAAAGCUAGCAACACACUUGAUUGGCUUUUCACUAAAUCUAAGAAAGCAAUUAAGGAUCUAACAAAAAGCAAGCAAAGAAACAACAAUAGUGGUGAUGCUAAAAGCUUCACAUCUUCUUCAGAUUGUGAAGAUUCAGAAGUUGCUACUAAUGAUUCCUUAAACCUACAAAAGGAGGGUGCAGGAAGUAAAAUUGAAGAGAAGAAGUUGAAAAGGGUUCAGAUCAAAGAACCUGCUUGUGUUAGAGCAAGUAAGAUGAAGGAGUCAAGAGAAAAAGCAAGAGCAAGAGCAAGGGAAAGAACUAGUAACAAGAUUUCUACAAGGGGGGUGCAGGAAGUAGAAUUGAAGAAAAAGUAUGAAAAUAGUAAUAACAAUAAUCUUCAAGCUUUUCAUCAAUCAAGAUCUUCAUCACAAGAUCAUCAAAUUGUGAGUAAUAAUGAAGCACAAAGAGAUAAUUUUAAUGUUAUUGAAGAAUCAAUAGUGAUUAAAAGAAAGUUGAAGCCUUCUUUGAUGCUUCAUCAUCAUCAUCAACAACAACAAAACCAUGUGAUCCCUAAGGAAGCAACAAGUUUCAACAACAAUGGUGAUUAUCAUUUCUUGCCUAAUUCAUCUCCAAAUUGGGAUGCUAAUAAUGGUAGUUCUUCCACUAAUAGAUCCAGCUUUUGUGCAAUAGCUAGCAUGAAUCUUUCUACAGGGCUUCAAAUCUUUGGAAAAUCAUGGGAGGAAUGCAGCAAUCCACGUCUACAUUAGUAUGUUAGUUUAUUAAAUUUUGUAUUAUUUAUCAUGAAAACUCUCUUUAGAUGUUUGGCUAGGAGUUUCAAGGAUCUUCCUUUUCCUGUUUUAUUCACCAGUGUAACUUUUUCUGUCCUAUAUAUUCUCCUUAAUUUCAACAAUGUUUGUACCAUGAUGUGUUUCUCAUGAUGGUGAUCAUCCAAUGGCGUGUGACAUUUGACCUAAAAAGGUUGCUGAGUGUAAUAUUAAUUUAUGACUGAUAUUUAAAAAGUGUGGUUCACAUUCUGUUUA
Messenger RNA from Vicia villosa (hairy vetch), 1980 nucleotides. RefSeq names its product transcription factor CYCLOIDEA-like. Gene Ontology annotation, biological process: regulation of secondary shoot formation. The record is from RefSeq and is a predicted model, not a curated record. Gene Ontology annotation, cellular component: nucleus. Gene Ontology annotation, molecular function: sequence-specific DNA binding; DNA-binding transcription factor activity. The transcript is spliced from 2 exons. Lineage: Eukaryota; Viridiplantae; Streptophyta; Magnoliopsida; Fabales; Fabaceae. Bases 472 to 1707 code for a protein of 411 amino acids.